AUGGCUUUUUUGGUGCUCUGGACCAUUGCAUUCAUUGGGCUGAUAGGUUAUCUCACGCGUCGAUAUGUCUUGGCUGCAAAGAAAAGACUCCCUCCCGGGCCGAAACCGCUGCCAGUAGUGGGCAACAUCCGUGAUGUGCCACCACCCGGAGUGCCAGAGUUCCAGUACUGGCUUAAUCACAAAGACCUCUACGGGCCUAUCAGCUCCGUGACAUCUCUUGGCACCACGCUUGUCAUCAUACACGAUAAAGCUGUCGCCCACGACCUGCUGGACAGAAGUUCCAGUAUCACAUCAGGAAGACCGUCUAUGACUUUUGCAAACAAGAUGUGCGGCUACGAGUCCAUCGUCGUAUGUCAAGGGUACACCAGCACCUUCCGACGUUAUCGAAAACUAUUGCAUCAAGAGCUUGGUACGAGGAAACUGGCGGCACAACUUCAAGAUGCCUUUGAGAUCGAGGUAAAUCGGCAACUUGUGAAGAUGCUAGAGGACCCUGACCGAUGGCUCGAACAUUUCAAGACUUCUGCCGGCGCGACGACCUUGAAGUUGACGUACGAUUAUACUAUCAAGCGAGACGAGCCUGACCCAUUAGUUGAACUGGUGGACAGAAUGAUGACGGAAUUCUCCCUUGCAGCCGCUCCCUUCACCUGGGCAGUGGACUUCAUCCCCGCCCUCCAGUAUCUCCCGGAGUGGUUUCCCGGAACAAGCUUCAAAAAGACCGCACGGAAAUGGAAGAGUUCCAUUCAUACAGUUGCAGAUACUCCCUACCGUUCUGUUCAGCGGCAAAUGGAAUCCGGGAAGACCCCAUCAUCCUACGUUUCUCGGCUCAUUGAAUCGUGCAAGCCUGAGGACGGUGGUCCGCUUGAUAUCGAGGACGAAAGGGCCAUCAUGUGGUCGGCUGCCAGCCUUUAUGGUGCUGCUGCAGACACUACAAUCAUUUCUCUCACCGCUUUCAUGCUGGCAAUGGUACUAUUCCCAGAAGUACAGCUUAAAGCACAACGAGAGAUAGACUCUGUAGUCGGGACAAGGAGACUACCCGGGUUCGAAGAUCGUGAAGGGCUUCCCUACAUAGACGCUCUGGUCAAGGAAACUAUAAGAUGGUGGCCCGUUGCCCCAAUGGGCUUCCCACACACGGUCGGCAAGGAGAUCAGUUACAACGGCCUCUGCAUUCCACAGGGAGCAUUGCUUCUCCCUGCAGUAUGGUGGUUCUUGCACGAUCCAGAAGUGUAUCUGGACCCAGGUACAUUUGAUCCUGGCCGAUUCCUCGCUCCACGUAACGAGCCCGAUCCCUCUUCCGAGGCUUUCGGAUACGGUCGGAGGAUAUGCCCGGGACGUUUCCUUGCAGAUUCGAAUCUGUAUCUCAACAUUGUACAGACGUUAGCCAUUUUCAACAUUGAGAAAGCGAUAAACGAGCACGGGACCGAAUUAAAGUACACUGUGGCGCCAAGGCCAGGUAUUCUCAGCUAUCCUACAGACUUCAAGAUCCGGGUCACUCCAAGAAGUGACGAGCAUGUCAAGCUUGUGGAAGCACUCAAGAAGAAGCAAAGUUCUGGAUGA
Messenger RNA from Thyridium curvatum, 1554 nucleotides. RefSeq lists its product as uncharacterized. The transcript is spliced from 2 exons. Gene Ontology annotation, molecular function: oxidoreductase activity, acting on paired donors, with incorporation or reduction of molecular oxygen; monooxygenase activity; heme binding. Bases 1 to 1554 code for a protein of 517 amino acids. Lineage: Eukaryota; Fungi; Ascomycota; Sordariomycetes; Thyridiales; Thyridiaceae. The record is from RefSeq and is a predicted model, not a curated record.